GUGUAUUUCAUGUAUUAAUUAUCUAAAAUAUUGUUUGAUCUAUUAAUAUACGACCCAACAUAAACACAAACGAAAUCGACUUCAUAUAAUAUGUCUUUCGUUUCCUAAGACCAUAACAUGUGAUGAUCCUAAAUUUAGAAAGAUACCGGGUUAUGGAAAUUAUGACGAUAGGGUAGGAAGUUAAAUGACUGACCACUCACGUGACCGAUGUGUGUACUUGCAUUUAUUUAAAAAAUAUUUUGCACAUACAUAUAUGCAUACGACACAGUAAACAACACCGAGGAUAUAUCACGUGCAUUCUAUAGAUAAUACAGUUUAUGUCGGACAUGUCAAUAUAACACCGAGUUUAUUUGUUUUACUUCACUUCAUAGCAAUGGACGUUCUAAUUUUAUUUUUAUUUCACAGUCACACAAAUAUAGUGUAACAUAAUCGCUAAUCAUUGUUUUGUCGUUUCUUCUCUACAGAUGAGGUCCACGUUGAUAAGCUGUUUAUUUGUGUGUCUCUUGGUGAUUGAUUACACAUGCGCACAAUGGAGUGUGGAGGGAGACGUCGGUACCAGCAAAGGGGGUGGAUGGAAAGUCGGAGUCAAGGUCAAAUUCUCGUGGGGAAGAAAGAAGAAAAGGAAUAAACGCGGAGUGGAUGUAGAGAUGUUUGACGUAGUGAUUAUGUUGAGGAACAACAAAACCGGAAGUAGCGUUAGAUUGUCUCCAUGUGACUACGCCCUCUAUGACCAAAAUGGCGACCUGGAAGUUACAAUGGCCGACUUUGAAAUUAUCUUUGAGCAUGAUGAGGAACAAAAGCAUCAGCUGGUAAAACUAAUGUUCAACGAACUGGACAUCAAUAAAGACAACAAAAUUUCCGCCAAGGAGUUUGAGGAAAGGAAACACAAUGUGAUUUCUAAGGAUAGCUGCCAAUUGUGAAGAAUGCAACCAACGAUUAUUGGAUUACAUGUACCUUUAUAUAAACAGGAAGUCGAGCAAGAGAAUAGUCUUAGUGUCCCCAAUUGAUACAAGACGAAAAUAUGGAGAUAUUGAUGUCGACACCUUGUAGAAGUGCAAUAUUUAUUUUUUGUAUAAAAGAAGUGCUUUUUGCAAUCAAUAACAUUCCAACCUAAAUCUUU
Messenger RNA from Ostrea edulis (European flat oyster), 1120 nucleotides. RefSeq lists its product as uncharacterized. The record is from RefSeq and is a predicted model, not a curated record. The transcript has 4 exons. Bases 465 to 920 code for a protein of 151 amino acids. NCBI's taxonomy places the organism in Eukaryota, Metazoa, Mollusca, Bivalvia, Ostreida, Ostreidae. Gene Ontology annotation, molecular function: calcium ion binding.